Molecule: messenger RNA, 5914 nt
Organism: Protopterus annectens (West African lungfish)
Lineage: Eukaryota; Metazoa; Chordata; Ceratodontiformes; Protopteridae
Gene: DNMBP
Product: dynamin binding protein
Exons: 20
Coding region: 314-5188 (1624 amino acids)
Cellular component (GO): cytoplasm
Molecular function (GO): guanyl-nucleotide exchange factor activity; protein binding
Source: RefSeq, a predicted model, not a curated record
ACAAGAACUCUUCCUUUUACCUCUUCUGAGUGUGGGAGCGCCCUGAGAGCGACGAGAUCUAACGGGACGGACAGAACUUAAGCGAUCCAUGGCUAGCUAUGGUUCAUCGGGCGAACAACACGAAGGUGAUGUCAUCUGAUGAACAUUCGGUGCUUGGGGAAAAAAAUGUAUGUAACUGAGGGAUGUGCUGUGCAAUGCUAUGAAGAAGAUCCUGUCUUGUUUAUGGUGGACCCACCCAUCUGUGACUAAACAUGAAGCACCCAUAGAAGAUAACUUGCUCCUGUCUUUGGCCUAAAAUUAAGCUGUGUGAAUAAUGGAGCCUGGAUCCGUGGUACGAGCCAUCUUUGACUUCCGGCCCAGCGUGUCAGAGGAGCUGCCUCUUUUUGUGGGAGACAUUAUUGAAGUUCUGAAUGUGGUGGAUGAGUUCUGGAUCUACGGUGUCAAAGAUGGAAUCAAAGGCCAGUUUCCCAGCAGUUUUGUGGAAUGUGUUCCUAUUCCCAGUACACAGUGUGGCGAGAAGCUCAUGGUAUGCACAGAUGACUUCACAUCUCAUGAACAUGGAACUCUGUCCCUUAGGAGAGGUGACGUAGUAACGCUGGAAGAAUCCAUUGACACUUCAUGGCUACGGGGCAGGAACUGCCGAGGUACUCGUGGGAUUUUUCCUACAUCAUGUGUACAGAAAUUGUGUUUGUCUUCCAGGAGCCGCCUUCUGUCAAAACGAUCGGUAUCCGAGCUACCUGUAUAUGCCAUGGGCCAGGCUCGUGCCCUGAUGGGUCUGUCUGCCCUGCUAGAAGAAGAACUGGAUUUCAGAGAAGGUGACAUAAUUACAAUUAUUGGGAUCCCAGAGCAGGGCUGGUUUAAAGGAGAGCUGGAUGGUAAGCGAGGUAUAUUUCCAGAAGGCUUUGUGGAACUUCUAGGUCCUUUGAGGAUGGUGGAUGACAGUUUGAACCGAGAGAACCUGAGCAAUAAGAAUGAUGUGAUAACAGAAACUGAGUCAUCUGUGAUAGAGGAGGAAGAAGACAUUGGUGGGCUUUAUGGAACAGCAUUGUAUGAGUUCCGUGCUAUUGAAGAAGGAGAACUAGAUUUUGACAUUGGGGAUCGAAUACAGAUCAUCCGCACAUUAGAUGAUGGUUGGCUGGAAGGAGAAGUUCGUGGCAGGAGAGGCAUUUUCCCUUAUAGAUUUGUGAAGCUUGAGAAUUUAGAACAGCAGCAGUCAGAUUUUAGUAUCACUGAUCAACAUAAAAAUUUCACACAUGGUGAAAUUCGGAAAGAUGAGUUUAUGAACAGUACCAAAAAGUUACCACCAUUGCAGAACUGGAUCACACAGUCUCCAGAGUUUAGUGCCUUUUGCAGAAUGGAGACUAAAUCUUACACAGGUUCCAAAGCCUUGCAGCAUUCAGUUCAUCACACAGAUGACAAUGCUAGAUCAAAGUCUUUCAGUAAAUCUGAUGAUCUCCACGAAAUUAGAUCAUAUGACACAAGGCAAAUCACAGAUGCUGCUGCAGCUUCAAACAGUUGCUUCAUGGCAACUGACCAUGUACCUCCAAAACCACGACUGCCACCACGUCCAAGAAGACCACCUCUAUUGUACAGCAAACUGGAUACUAAUUCUAUAAUUGUUCAAACACAUUUAAAAGUGAAUGAAAAGGAGGAAGAUGUUGGAGCAUCUCUGCCUGUUGCUUGUGGUGUUCUUCCUUUUGAAGACAAGGAGACCUUCACUCCACAUGUUGCUCCCAGUCAUUGGACACCAGCAGAGAAACACUGUUUUAAAAUACCUAAAGAGGAGGAUGGUGAAGUACUGAGGCACAGCUCAUCUGGAGCUACAAGGAUUCCUAAAGAGAAUGGCAUUUAUUCCAAGGGUACUGUUUACCAGGAUCUGACAAAGUGGAUGGAAGAGUGCAGACUAAAAGAAACUGACAAGAAUUGCAGUUUUACCCCAUCACCCCAUUCUCAGCAGUGGAAUUUUAAUUUAACAUCAGAGUCUCCCACAGCUGACAGUGGCUCAAGCCAGUCCUUAGAUUUAGAGUCCAAGCUAACAGAGCAGCUUCAACAGUUUGAACGAAGUCUACCAAGCCCUAUACCUGGAGAGUCAAAGAAAGUAUCCCGGCAUUUUUCUAUCCUGGAUUAUAGCAGCAAGAAUGAUAUUUUACUUGGGUACCCACAGUCUUCAUCUCAACAAGGCUCAUUAGAAAGAAGGAGAGCCCUGCGGCCUCCACCUCCAAGGCCUAAUAGCAGAGGUCAUACUUCCCCUGUCCAUGAGAGAUCAAAUAGAGACAAGUCUCCCAUAUUAAUGAUCCGACCUUCUCGACCACCCCCUCUUCCACCUCCUUCUGUUCAGAGAAGGACUGCAGCAUCUCCAAAGUAUGAGCAGAAAGCUGAAGACCAAGCAGAAACUGUCUCCAGUUGGCAGUCUUUGGCACUGGAAGAGCACUCUGAUACAGACGAAGUGCAUGUCCAACAUGAAACUUGUGGGCUGAGGGUAGACCCAGAGGUCACAGUUUCUCCCUUUGAAGCAAGAAUUCAAGCAAUUGAAAAAGAUUUAGAACUGUACAGCAAAACUUGGGAAGAGUUGUCAUUGAUGCUGGAUGGAUGUUUAGAUGAAACAAUCCGAUCUGAAACUUUGGAGAACCUGGAGUUUUGCAGUUGUAACAUGGAGACUUUAAGGACAGAACUUCAGCAGCUGAAAGAAAUGACUCUACUGUCAACUCAUCCAAGUUCCUCAGAGUCCUCUCAGUCAGCAUCUGUCAGCUCUGAGAACCCGGAGCAGAGGAUGAUGGAGAAGAGGUCCAAGGUCAUUGAAGAGCUUUUGCAAACUGAAAGGGAUUACAUCAGGGACCUGCAAAUGUGUGUCGAUAAGGUUCUUCUCCCACUACAAAGGAAGCAGCUGCAAAAUGUGGACUUUGAUGGCCUCUUUGGCAACAUUCAGAUGGUAAUUGAAGUUUCUCAGCAGUUGUUAAAAGACCUAGAAGAUGCUGAUAAUAUAGGUCCUGUGUUUUUGGAACACAAAGUUCAACUGGAAGAAGUGUACAAAAUUUACUGCCAAAAUCACACCGAUUCAACUUUAUUACUGGAUACUUAUGAGAAAGAUGAGAGCAUUCAGAAACACUUCCUGGAAUGUUUGGAGACCUUGAGGAAUAUCUAUAAAGAAUGGGGUAAAACAAAUUAUAUAAACUUCGGCUCAUUCCUCAUCAAGCCAGUGCAGCGUAUCAUGCGUUACCCAAUGUUGCUGAUGGAACUCCUUAACACAACGCCGUCAUCCCAUGGUGACAAAAGGCCACUGAGUGAGGCAGUUGUGGCGGUCAAAGGCAUCAAUGUGAACAUCAAUGAGCACAAACGUAGGAAGGAUCUGGUGGUGAAGUACCGAAGAGCAGAUGAGGACAGCUUGAUGGAUAAAAUAUCUAAAUUAAAUAUGCAUUCCAUCUUAAAGAAGUCCAGUCGAGUCAGCAGCCACAUCAAACACCUAACUGGAUUUUCACUGCAGGUGAAGGAUGAGAAUUUUGAUGAGCAGGAGAAGAAUUUUCGGUUGCAGGAAAGGCUGAUCAAGUCAUUUGUUCGAGAUGUGUCCCUUUAUCUGCAGCAUAUUCGGGAGUCAUCUUCAGUGACCGUCCUGGCAGCCAUGAGUUUGUGCGACCUGUACGCAGAUACAGGGAAUCAGAAUCUGACCAGUUACCAAUCUGCUUAUCGUCACAUCAGUGAGAAGCUGUUCAAUGACUUUAGUAAGCGAACAGAUUGUUUGGUUUCUACACCAUUGAACCAGUUACUGGCCAUGUUUGCUGGACCACAUAAACUUAUCCAGAAAAGAUUUGAUAAGUUACUAGACUACAACAACUGCAUAGAGAAGGCAGAAAAACUUAAAGACAAGAAGACACAGGAUGAGCUGCAAACUGCAAAGAACAACUAUGAGGCUCUCAAUGCUCAGCUGCUGGACGAACUACCCAAGUUCCAGCAGAGUGUCUUGGAGCUUCUUGUUUGCUGUGUGCGAAGCUUUGCUGAGGGGUACAAAGAUUUUGUGCAUUUAACACUGGAGAGGCUUAAGCCACUAAUUCAGUUGGCAGGAAUAGAGGUAAAAGAUGGAAAUAAUAUUGCCCUGUUCCUGGAAGAGCACAAUAAGGUCAUGCAGCAGCUGCAGCUCUUCAGUUUCUUCCCAGAAUCCUUGCCUACAAGCAGAAAACCAUUUGAAAGGAAAAGCACAGAGCGCCAGUCUACUCGCAAGAAUCUCCUUGGUCCUCUAUACCGCACUGGAAGCUGUGAGCCUAACUACGUCCUGCAGACAGAGCAACACAAGGCCUCUCUCCUUACAAAAUACCCACCAGAGAAACUGUACCAAGCUGACAGGAACUUUAACGCUGCUCAGGAGCUAGAUGUAUCUCUACUGGAAGGAGAUCUUGUUGGGGUGAUAAAACAGCAGGAUCCAAUGGGCAGUCAGAAUCGCUGGCUAAUAGACAAUGGUGUGACAAAGGGAUUUGUCUACAGCUCUUUUUUGAAGCCAUACAAUCCUCGGUGCAGUCAAUCCAAUGUGUCUGUUGGCAGCCAUUCAUCUGGUGAGUCAGGGUAUGGUGGUUCCUCACCUGUUUUGUCACGCCAGAACAGCAACAGCACUUUGACCUUUAACCCUGGCAGCACAGUGGUGGCUUACUGUCCUUCCAGCACACCACAGCAUCCCGGCUCAGAGUCUUACAGUCAUUCGGAUCCAUUCUCCACCCUAAAUGUAGAGCCUUGCACCUCCAAGCUUUCCAAAUCCAGGGAUGUAAGCUUUGCCCAACAGUCUGGUGACAGGGACACAAGUUAUUGGACUGACCAGACAGACUGGUGUACAUUAUCUUACAGUCAGACUGUGCCCGGAGAGCAGCUCGGUUCAAAAGAGACUGCUCAGCAAGGCAGCUUAUUAGAAAAGAUUGCAGACAUUGCUAACAGAACUGGAACAAACUCUCAAAUUAAUAACAAGACUGCAUUCUAUGCAGAGACUGAAACAACAAGACAGAGUGAGCCAAAAGAAAAUCGGGUGUACUAUGCAAUAUACUCCUUCAAAGCCCGUUGCAGCAAUGAGUUAAGUGUAUCAGCCAACCAACGCUUGAAGAUUCUAGAGUUCCACGAUAUAAGGGGUAACAAAGAGUGGUGGCUGGCUGAGUCUGAAGGGAAGCAGGGCUACGUCCCGUCUAACUACAUUCGUAAAACUGAAUAUACCUGAAGAGAAUUUCAGAAUUCCAUGUAGGGUUCUCAGUCAAUAAAUGACAUCACAGUGGAACAAGAGACUUGUGCUAAACAACCCACGAUAAUGCUGAGUAAGGGUGUAUUUCUGAUACUUCCUGAAAAAGACUGCACUGUUAACUGACAGAAAUGGGAGGCAUGUUUCCUUUUGUCUUCCUUAUGAACACUAAGCUCAUAGAGUUAAUGCAUAACUUUGUUUUAUUUUUUCACUUUAUGCUGGUUAGCAAAUAUAUAUGAGGCUGAACAAAAAAAACUCCAGUGAUAGAGGAACUGCUCCUUUUUAUAACUGCUCACACCUCACUGUACUUCACCUGUGGUCAAAGUGCAAUACAACUGAGUUUUUCCCAGAGACUUCACAGGGAAGGGGACAACUAUUACUGAAUAUUUAACCGAGAACAAAGUAAUUUUUAGUUGGUCAUUAUCCCUGGGAGACAUGUACUUGUGUUUGAAUGUAUACUGAUGUACGUGCUCCAGGCAUCUCUACCUGUGCUUAACAGUGUAGAGAUUGUCCGUCUGGUUGUAAUGACUGCUACAGAACAGAUUCUGAAUUGUGUUUGAAAUGAAGCAGUUUAUGAGCAGAGAAUACAGCAAAAAUAUUAGUGUUUCAGAUACGGAUACAUUUGGUAUUUCAGUUUUGCACAAUUUGUGAUAUGUAGUAGUUUGAAUUUUCUAAUGAAAAAAAUUAAACAUUUCCAGCCCACUGAAA